AUGCGCACGACAGAUCCCUUUGGGGACGAGCAUCAUGCUCCGCUGACGAAUCCCUCUUAUGUCAAUCCCUAUGACCAUCGCACUCCGUCGCCAGGCCAUCGGCCCACAUACCAGUUGGAAGACCAUCCUUAUGCGCCCCAAAGCCAUUUGAACAUGCCCUCAAGCGAUCUCCUCGCUGAGCAACCAACUUACUCCGUGGAAAAUGUUCACAAUUCCUAUGGUCAUCAUGAAUCCUAUGAGGCUCACCACACCGAGCCCUAUGGUUACGACUACGCUAUCGACCCAGAAGCCCAUCACGACGCCUACUACACUCAACCUUACCAGCCGACACAUACACCCCACGAUGAUUACGAUUUGGGUCAGUACCCCGAAGGUGGCCAAACCCCAUUCGACGAUCAUGCUCCGUUAGUACAAGAGGACAACUCCUUUGUACCGGACUACGACCCAGAGCUCCAGGAUGAGUCUCGGCCGACUCCUAGUCCCGCUCCCAUUCGCCGUUGGAAGACCGUGAAGGAGGUGCAAUUGUUCAACGGAAAUCUCGUUCUGGAUUGUCCCAUUGCGCCGAAAUUGCUGAGCCAAGUCCCGCACGCCGAGGCCCCGGGCCGAGACGAGUUCACCCACAUGCGGUACUCGGCUGCUACCUGUGAUCCCGCAGACUUCUUCGAGGAGAGAUUCACCCUCCGUCAGAAGCUAUUUGCGAAGCCGCGCCACACGGAGCUUUUUAUUGUAGUGACCAUGUACAACGAGGACGACUUUCUGUUCGCGCGCACAAUGUCCGGUGUGUUCAAAAACAUCGAAUACAUGUGUUCGCGCACUAGCAGCAAAACGUGGGGCAAGGAUGCUUGGAAGAAGAUUGUCGUAUGUGUGAUCAGUGAUGGUCGUGCCAAGAUUAACGCGCGUACUCGUGCGGUACUUGCUGGUCUUGGUGUGUACCAGGAUGGAAUCGCCAAGCAGCAGGUCAACGGCAAAGAUGUGACUGCUCAUAUUUACGAAUAUACCACUCAGGUGGGGUUGGAGGUCAAGGGUACGCAGGUCCAUCUGAAACCCCGACAGGGUCCUCCGGUGCAGAUGAUUUUCUGUUUGAAGGAAAAGAACCAGAAGAAGAUCAACUCCCACCGAUGGUUCUUCCAAGCGUUUGGUCGUCUGCUAGACCCUAACAUUUGUGUACUUUUGGACGCUGGUACCAAGCCGGGUAGAGAUUCAAUCUACCACCUGUGGAAGGCAUUCGACCUGGAUCCCAUGUGUGGAGGUGCGUGUGGUGAGAUCAAGGUCAUGCUUUCACACGGCAAGAAAUUGCUGAAUCCACUGGUGGCUGGACAGAAUUUCGAGUACAAGCUGAGUAAUAUUCUCGAUAAGCCCCUGGAGUCUGCAUUUGGUUUCAUUACUGUGUUGCCUGGUGCUUUCUCUGCUUACCGGUUUGUCGCCCUGCAAAAUGACAAGAACGGCCAGGGUCCCUUGGAGCGAUACUUUGCUGGUGAGAAGAUGCACGGUGCCAAUGCCGGUAUCUUCACCGCCAACAUGUAUCUUGCUGAGGAUCGUAUCUUGUGUUUCGAGAUUGUCUCGAAGCGCAAGUGCCGCUGGCUCCUUCGUUAUGUCAAGAAUUCGACUGGUGAGACUGAUGUGCCCGACCGCAUGGCCGAAUUCAUUCUGCAGCGUCGUCGUUGGCUAAACGGUUCUUUCUUCGCGGCCGUGUACGCCAUCGCACACUUCUACCAGAUUGGUCGUAGUGACCACAGCUUCAUGCGCAAAUUCGCCCUAUUCAUUGAGUUCAUUUACCAGACGGUGGCUAUGAUCUUUGCGUGGUUCGGUAUCGGCAACUUCUUCCUGGUUUUCCACAUCUUGACAACAUAUCUGGGCGAUGAUGAUCUUCUGGGAACCGCGGGUAAAGUAUUGGGCAUUGUCUUCGAGUGGCUCUACAUGGCGACUCUAGUUACAUGUUUCGUCCUCGCUCUCGGUAACCGUCCUGGUGGCUCUAACAAGUUCUACAUGACAAUGGUUUACUUCUGGAUCUGUAUCAUGAUAUACUUGUCCUUCGCAGCUGUCUUUGUCACGGUCAAGUCAAUUGAAACCGAAGUGGCCGAAAAGGACUUCACGAUCAGCCAGCUCUUUACCAACAAGACCUUCUUCUCGAUCAUCGUCUCCCUCGGUUCGACCUAUGUCAUGUGGUUUGUCGCUUCGUUCAUGUUCUUGGACCCGUGGCACAUGUUCACAUCUUUCAUCCAAUACAUCCUGUUGACUCCAACGUACAUCAACGUUCUGAACAUCUACGCGUUCUGUAACACCCACGAUAUCACUUGGGGUACAAAGGGUGACGACAAGGCCGAGAAACUGCCCUCCGCGACCCUGAAGCCCGGCGGCAAGGUCGAUGUGAAUAUUCCUCAAGAUGAUGGUGAUCUGAACGCUCAGUACGAAGCCGAACUGGCAAAGUUCGCCAUGAAGCCACCAAAGGAGGUUCAGGUCAUUUCGGACGAAGAUCGCCAGGCAGACUACUACAAGGGAUUCCGUAGUGCGGUCGUGUUGGCCUGGGUAUUCUGCAACUUCGCUCUAGGUGCGGUAGUUCUCAGUGCUGCUGGCUUGGAAACAUUCGACACAAGUAGCAGUUCCGAUGGUACCACCACAGAUGAGACGCAGAAUGAGCGAUCCAUGAUCUACAUGGAGGUUGUUUUGUGGAGUGUUGCUGGGCUGUCGAUGUUCAAAUUCAUUGGCGCAACGUGGUAUUUGAUCGUUCGCAUGUUCCGAGGCGUUUGA
This is a messenger RNA of Penicillium odoratum, 2748 nucleotides long. It is a transcript of the gene chsA, whose product is annotated as chitin synthase I. The coding region runs from base 1 to 2748 and encodes 915 amino acids. Lineage: Eukaryota; Fungi; Ascomycota; Eurotiomycetes; Eurotiales; Aspergillaceae. Gene Ontology annotation, molecular function: chitin synthase activity. Gene Ontology annotation, cellular component: cell septum; cell periphery. The transcript is spliced from 4 exons. The record is from RefSeq and is a predicted model, not a curated record.